Messenger RNA from Rotaria sp. Silwood2, 954 nucleotides. The record is from the annotation of a GenBank genome assembly. Lineage: Eukaryota; Metazoa; Rotifera; Eurotatoria; Philodinida; Philodinidae.
AUGGGAAAAGCGAAAAAAGGAGCGGAUCCACGAUUUAAUAAUGAGACAUUAGCAUUUGUACAAUACCUUGCACAGAAUACUCCACCGCAAGCUCAACUUAUUGAAGUUGAAGCAAUGCGUCAGUAUAUGGAAGACAUUCAUCUAAAAAUCAAUGAAAAACUUCAUGGAACAUUCAAAGGUACAAUAGAAGACAAAACAGUAAAAACUAAUUCUACAGAAAUACCUAUUACAAUCUAUACACCAAUAGAUGUUAAUAAAGACAAAUUAGUUGUUUAUUUUCAUGGUGGAGGUUGGGUUAUUGGUAGCCGAAAAUCUCAUCAAGCAAUAGUUAAUCUCUUAUCUGAUGUGACAAAAACAAUUUGGAUUUCUGUAGAAUAUCGUCUCGGACCUGAAUAUAAAUAUCCUAUUUGGCUUGAUGAUGCAUAUGAUGUUACUCAACACAUUAUUCAAAAUAAAACAGAUUACGGUGUUAAUUCAACAACUAAAAUUGGAGUUGCCGGAGACAGUGCUGGAGGCAUGAUUAGUGCUUCUCUCUCUCGUUCAUUAAAAGGCAUCGAUUUUCAAAUUCUUAUUUAUGCUGCAUUAGAUGUCCUUGGUGAAACACCAUCGUAUAAAGAAUUUGUGAAACCAAUGUAUUUUCUUACGCCUGAACUUAUGAAAUGGUUUUCAAUACAUGGAUAUCAUAAUUUGGAAGAUAUGAAAAAUCCUCGAGUCUCUGCUCUACUCAAUACAACAUUUGAAGGUGUGCCACCAUGUUUGUUCAUAGUUGCUGAUCUUGAUCUUCUUCGAGAUGGAAAUUUAGAAUAUCAGAAAUUACUUGAAAAAGCUGGCGUCCAAACGAAAUUAGUACUUAUGAAAGGCGUCAUUCAUGGAUUUCUUAGUUUACCAGGAAUUUUUUCACAAACAUGUGCAGAAGCAUUUGAUACUAUUCGAGAUUUCAUGGCGUCAAUUUGA